UCCUCCUUCUUUGCUCCGUUCUCUUCCGUUCUUUCUCCUCCCUUCACCCCAACCAGUCACCCAUUUGUCCAUCUCUACUCUACACUCACGCAUCCCCAUUUUCGCAUCGCCGCCUCCGUCAUAAUGACCAACGAUUCCCCGGAGGAGGAGAGCCGAGGAAGGAGGGUGACUCGGCCGAGCCGAGCAGACGACAAUGUCACCAUCCUGACAUCAUCCAUGGAUGUUUACAGAAGCCGGAGCCGAGCCAGCAGCAGCAACGACGCUGUCGCCAGCUUCACAUCCUCCGCGGACCUGAGCACCUCCUCCCUGGAACUGAGCAUCCAGACGCGAAUCUUUAAGAUAAUCGUUAUUGGGGACUCCAACGUAGGGAAGACGUGCCUCACCUUUCGCUUCACUGGCGGAAGCUUUCCUGACCAGACUGAGGCCACAAUCGGCGUGGACUUCAGGGAGAAGGCAGUGGAAAUUGAAGGAGAGACGAUCAAGGUGCAGGUAUGGGACACAGCUGGCCAGGAGCGAUUUCGGAAAUCCAUGGUGGAACACUACUACCGUAAUGUCCAUGCAGUCGUAUUUGUUUAUGAUGUCACAAAAAUGGCUUCCUUCCGCAACCUGCAAACAUGGAUAGAGGAGUGUAACGGUCAUCGAGUUUCAGCAUCAGUACCUCGAGUCCUAGUGGGGAACAAGUGUGACUUAGUGGACCAAGUACAGGUGCCAUCCAACAUGGCGUUGAAGUUUGCCGACUCCCACAACAUGCUGCUGUUUGAGACAUCUGCAAAGGACCCAAGAGAGAGUCAGAAUGUGGACUCAAUUUUCAUGUCACUGGCCUGUCGACUGAAAGCCCAAAAAUCUCUCCUCUACAGAGAUGUGGAACGUGAGGACGGGAGAGUACGACUCACACAGGAGACUGAGACAAAGAGCAAUUGUCUUUGUUGAGGACAAGAGCAACUGGUAGAAGUAAUGGAAUGGAAUGGAACAUCUAAACAACGGUGCAUGUCGAGGCGAGUGAGGAGCGUGAUGACGGGCGUGUAGUCUUUAUGUGUUUUUACUGGUUCAGGAGCAAGAUGAUGCUUAUGGCUUAGACUGAAAGCAACAUAUCUGAUGGAAGAGGAGGAAAGGCUCUGGGCUUUAGUACACGGUUAGAGGGAAAAUGUGCUCAUGACGGAUCGAAGGAAAGACGAACAGUUAUUAUGAGUUCUGAAAUGAGUGUGCUUUGUUUUACUGUAUGAGUAAUUGUAAGGUUACGGAACUUCCUCAACCAGUGGCCCUCUCUGCUCGAGAUGGUGCCUAGUUGUGAAGUUAGUCAAGGGGUUU
Messenger RNA from Syngnathus acus (greater pipefish), 1308 nucleotides. It is a transcript of the gene rab33a, whose product is annotated as RAB33A, member RAS oncogene family. The record is from RefSeq and is a predicted model, not a curated record. The transcript is spliced from 4 exons. Bases 124 to 930 code for a protein of 268 amino acids. NCBI's taxonomy places the organism in Eukaryota, Metazoa, Chordata, Actinopteri, Syngnathiformes, Syngnathidae. Gene Ontology annotation, cellular component: endosome; Golgi apparatus. Gene Ontology annotation, biological process: Rab protein signal transduction. Gene Ontology annotation, molecular function: GTPase activity; GTP binding.